Messenger RNA from Theobroma umbraticum, 797 nucleotides. RefSeq names its product non-specific lipid transfer protein GPI-anchored 26-like. Gene Ontology annotation, biological process: lipid transport. The record is from RefSeq and is a predicted model, not a curated record. Lineage: Eukaryota; Viridiplantae; Streptophyta; Magnoliopsida; Malvales; Malvaceae. Gene Ontology annotation, molecular function: lipid binding.
CAAUAGUCCAUUGACCCAGACUUCCCUCACUUUUAACAUUUCAAGACUUAAACUCCAAGUUGUCACAAGCAAAUCCUACAACAAGCGAUGGCAGCUAGAAGCAUGAUGGAAGCAAUGCUUGCGGCGGUGGCUAUAGUUGCAGCGACUUUAUGGACAGGAGCUGUGGCACAAUCAAGUUCAAGUUGCACCAGUGUGCUCGUUAGCAUGUCUCCAUGCCUGGAUUAUAUACAAGGAAACUCAUCAAAGCCAUCUUCUUCAUGCUGCUCCCAGCUUGCUAAUGUUGUGAGGUCACAGCCUCAGUGCCUCUGCGAGGUCCUUAAUGGUGGUGCCUCAUCACUUGGAGUCAGUGUUAAUCAGACUCAGGCCACGGCUCUCCCAACAGCUUGCAAUGUUAAGACUCCCCCUGCUAGCCAGUGCAAUGCUUCUUCUCCCUCCGACUCCCCAUCAGGAACAUCAGAUUCUCCUUCAGGUGGUGCGUCUAAGACUGUUCCAACAACAGACGAUAGCACAUCAACUGGGAACUCCACUAAGCUCUCAUUUUCAAAGCUCUUCGUCUUGCUCUUCAUUGCGUUCCAGGCUUCAAGCUUUAUCACCGUCUAAGCUUCCGUCACAUUAUGCCCCUGAUGGACCCUCUGUUACCACCAUUUAAGUAGAUACAUAGGGAGUGCAGUUUUUUCUUUGUUGAUUUUCAAUGUGUCAUUAAAUUAUUUGGAGGAAUAAUUUAUUGGGGAAUGUAUUGGGUUAUUUGGUUUUCUUCAGAUUUCUAAAUUCUAAUAAAAAUAUGUUUUGCAUUUUCA